GCAGAACUGGUUGACUAAGACGCCAUUUUGCGCUGCCACCACUGGUCGACAGUUGGUGGUUUGAACGUAUUACUGGGAGAAAGGCCGGGCUCGCUGCCCCUCACCCGGACUGCCGCUCGUUGAUCCGCCAGUGUUAGAAACUCGCCGACAUGAGCGACGUGGAGGAGAACAACUUCGAGGGGAGGGAGUCGCGCUCCCAGUCAAAAUCUCCAGCUGGGAGCCCUGCUCGAGUAAAAUCUGAGAGCAGGUCAGGAUCUCGUAGUCCAUCAAGAGCUUCUAAACAUUCUGAAUCACGAUCUCGAUCAAGGUCAAAAUCCAGGUCUCGCUCAAGAAGGCAUUCUCACAGGCGUUACACUCGCUCUCGAUCCCAUUCUCACAGAAGGCGAUCACGAAGCAGAUCCUACACCCCAGAGUAUCGUCGUCGAAGGAGCCGCAGUCACUCUCCAAUGUCUAAUCGAAGAAGGCACACUGGCAGUAGAGCUAAUCCAGAUCCUAAUACAUGUCUUGGAGUGUUUGGCCUCAGCUUGUAUACCACUGAGAGGGAUCUUCGUGAAGUCUUCUCUCGUUAUGGACCUUUAUCUGGUGUCAACGUAGUUUAUGAUCAACGGACUGGGCGAUCACGAGGAUUUGCUUUUGUUUACUUUGAAAGAAUAGAUGAUUCUAAAGAGGCAAUGGAACAUGCAAAUGGAAUGGAACUGGAUGGCAGGAGGAUCCGUGUAGAUUAUUCCAUCACAAAGAGAGCGCACACACCAACUCCAGGCAUUUACAUGGGCAGGCCAACCCACAGUGGAGGUGGUGGUGGAGGUGGAGGAGCUGGCCGUCGCCGUGAUUCCUAUUAUGACAGAGGCUACGACAGAGGAUAUGACAGAUAUGAAGAAUAUGAUUAUCGCUACAGGAGGCGAUCACCUUCUCCUUAUUAUAGCCGUUACAGAUCACGAUCAAGAUCUCGUUCCUACAGCCCAAGGCGCUAUUGAAGAACAGAAGCCAGUUACAAUUGCAAACAUGGUUUUUAAACAGCAAGUUCUGACCUUAGCUUUUCUUAUAGAUCCUCUGAAGUUACCCUAGACCCUAUUAAAGAUCUUUGGUUCAUUAUGUAUUUUUAGUUGAAAUAUCAGUUUUCCAUCUCUUAUUGUAAUUCUCCAAGUGUAAUUGUUGUAGUUUUAUGUACUUAAAUGUCUUUAAGAAAAACGAAAUAGGCUUCCCAAAGUGUUGAUACAUUUUGUAAAUCAUUUUCUUUAUUUUUUAAGCAAGUGUAUUUCUGUUGAACCUAAUGGGGGCGGGGAAAGAAAUAAUUAGUUUGUUUUAAAGCUUGCACAUUGUAUUUCAGUAGAACCCUACUAUUUGAAUAACCAUCUUUUUGCCUAUUUCUUCUGAGAAAAUGUUGACCUGUAUCUUCAGUUACACUUCAGUAUGUAUCCUUGAGCCGGAGUUAUCAUUUAUAGUUCUCAAUGUAGUAAGUAAACAUUACUGGAGGGAAUUCUGUGGAAAUAUUAAUUGUAUACUGAAAAUUACAGCUUGGUAUGUGUUGGAUAAAAUCUUUUUGAUGGCAA
Molecule: messenger RNA, 1550 nt
Organism: Eublepharis macularius
Lineage: Eukaryota; Metazoa; Chordata; Lepidosauria; Squamata; Eublepharidae
Gene: TRA2A
Product: transformer 2 alpha homolog
Exons: 8
Coding region: 150-974 (274 amino acids)
Biological process (GO): positive regulation of mRNA splicing, via spliceosome
Cellular component (GO): spliceosomal complex
Molecular function (GO): RNA binding
Source: RefSeq, a predicted model, not a curated record